GCAAAAUCUCGCCGGUAUAUCCUCGUGUGUCCCUCUUCCCACCCAUAGCGAAAUCAUCUACACUAUCAACUUAUAGAUGUGAACCUGCGCGCGCAUUCACCCACACAAGACUACAAAAAGCACUGUUGUUUGCUGCUGUUCUGUUGCUGCUGCUGCUGUUCCCCGUCGUCAUAUACCGCAGGGGAACCGGUCAAUACUCCGUGUGGGCCAAGGCGACGCGCGACGGCGCACCGCGGGAGGAGAAAGAACGAGAUAGAGUCAGACAUCGAGGCCUGAAAGUACGGGAAAAUGCCGAGAGUUGAAUAAAGAUAAUGGCGGAUGUGCGGCAUAAUGGCGGAGGUAAGGGAACUGAAUGAUGCAGGGGAAAGAGAGAGAUUAAGAGAAAGAGAAACGGCCAAGUGGGGGAAGAGAUCGGCUACCUAAGCGAUGGUGGCGAAUGCGAGGCGCACGCAGGCUCACUUGGGAAGUUAGUAGUAGUUCUCUCGGCGCCCGAAUAUAAAGCGCAUCACAGUAAAAGCGCGUUCGUGGCUCCUCCGCGGGGAGUAGCACCGCGGCUACAGCCACAGCCCGACUUAGAUAUUGUUGAACACGAGUGAAUCGUGUUCUCACUGCGGACAUACCCAUUUGGUAAUUACAAUGAGUAAUUAUGAAUUUCAAGUGGAAAUAGCCGAUGUAUAUUGCACUGCGAAUUAAUAUAUAACUGCUGUUGAUUGUGUUUGAAGGUGCAAGCCGGUUUGUAUGUACUCUGCCAAGCGUUUAGAGGACAAGUGCCCAAAGCCAUGUGAAUGAACCACGAGACGUGAGUGAGACGACAGUGACACGAGUGGUCGUCGUUGUUGUCAUCAAAUAGAGAAAAACGAAAAGAAAAACAAGGGAAAGGCGGUGACGACGGCUUUUGUAGUGAGUGGAUCAACGAGGGCAACAAUAAUUGACAAGUGGUAGGAUUGAAAAACCAAGUGAAAUUCAGUGAAGUGAGUCGGCGAAAUUGUCACUCAGUUUUUUCAGGUUUUUCUUUUUGAUGAAGAGAGCCAAGUGAUGUACGUGCCUCAUUCCACAUGUAUCUGACAACGUUACGCACCAUGUGCGUCGUCUGACGGAAAGAUAGUGCUACGUCAACGUGGAUUUUUCAUUCAUUUCUACCGGGAAUCGAGGUAUCGCCAUGGAUUUCCGAGUUCUUUUAGCAGCAGUUAUUGCCGUGGGGGUGUCAUCAGUGGAGGUGCACUUUGAAAAUAAAGACGGUGGUUUCUUCUUGAAGCACACACCACGCCAGUACUAUCCGUCACGUCUAGACACGGCAAUCGGUUCAAUCCCAGCAAGUGGCAUAUCCAGUCCGCCAUCAUCAGCAGAGUCAAUCUUGUCAGUGGACAAAUUUACAGUAUUUCAGACGAGCGAGCCAGCCUCAGUUCGUGCUACCUACGGUCCCUUCAGUACAAAGCAAACAGUUCCAGCGCGUUACAUUGUUCCUGAUCCCCUCGAGGCACUACCAGGACCCGAAGUCAAGAGAAAUGUUACCUCAUCAAAUGCAGCACUGAUGGACGCUCAGGAGCUUGGUACUCGUCACCUGGAUAUGUCAGCGCAUCUAGUUGGCACAAGUGUAGCCCGUGAUUCUCCAAUUCUCCGAGUGCUGUUUCACGCUGGAAGCGAAGCAGGUGGUAGACGUCAAGUCCUACUGGCACGUCAUCAGCGGAUUUGCGUGUUGCUGCAUGCAAAUCUGCCGGGCAAGCCUCCGUUGUCGGCUGCAUGUAGUCCAGACGGUGAGGACGGUGUCUGUUUGGCGCAAAUAACGAUUCCAGCUGAUUGGUGGCCACCUCUGCCAGCACCAGACGCCUCAGGCCGGGUGAAAAUCACUAAAACACCACCCAGACUCCUUCAAGUGGCGUAUUCAGUUCUCGAACCGAGGACAAUCGCCGUUGCUGACGAGGGCUCUGAUACGUUGGGUGGUACCUCCAGGACUCAGGUGCCUAUUGACACAUCGUCUGGAGGCUGUCGUCCCCGGGUACAGAUUCAGCCUGUUACACCUCUCGGUAAAGUUCCACUAGUUCCCAAUCGCACAGAUUACAAGGAACUGAAGGCUGACGAGGCACUAACACUGCUGGUACCACAUGGGCCUCUUUACCCGAGAUCAAGACUUCAUGUGCCUGCCUUUCUCCAUCCCCAGAUUCCCCAAGAGUCGACGACAUCUAUCGGUGACCAAAAAGAGGUCACACUGGGGACACCUGUCAUCGCCGUUGUUAUUAGAGCCCGUGUCAAGUCGGGCGUAAGAAUUUUAGAGGCGACAUCAAGCAACCCAAACUGGAUUCUUACAUCAGACAUUAAUGCCAAGAAUACAGCUGCUACAUUCACAGUAAGAAGAAAGGAGAAUGCACCCCAGCCAUCAAAUACUACUGCAGAGGAGAUUAUGACUAUGCUCCUCGAGGCGAGUGAGGAAGGUGCCGGAAGCAGCAGCUGGGACGGCGGUAGAAUCAUGUGGAGUGUGCGAUACACAUUAGAAGGGGAUGAGGAUGAUGUUUCGAUGCAGACUAGAGUGGGACAAUCCUCUGAAACAGUGCAGUUUCAACGCCAACAGCAACAACAACAACAUCAUCAUCAUCACCAUCAUCAUCAUCAUCACGUUGAAAAGAGAAAGCUGCAAGCACGCUUGGAAAUUCAAAAGGAUGAUAUUCAGGCAGUUCUACCUAUUUCCAAGAACUGGGAAGUUAUGAAUACUGCUGUACUUACGGGUCGGCAAGUAUCUCAAGCGAUGAAAGUUUUCAUUGUCAGUCAGGCUGGCACUGUCGCUGAUGUCACACUCCAGUCAUCCUGUCACUCUGAAGAUGAGAGUGUCCUGAAAGUCUCGUCAUCGUGCAGCAGUGUUUAUGUAGAUGGAUCGGAAAUAAGAGGAUCGAGUAAUGCCUCGGUAAUCGUGAAAUAUGGGACAUACACUGGUUUAGCGAGAUUUACAGUAUGGAUGCCCGAGUUUCCAUUGGAAGUCACUGUUUCCGAUUCACGACUGAGCCAGAUCAAGGGAUGGAAAGUGCCCGAUGGCUAUCCAAUUCAGAAGAAUAAGAGGUCCCUAAAUCACACAGAAUCCUCAGACAUAAAACGCAGAAGUGUCACGGGAAUGGACGAAGAGGAGGAUGAAGAUGUUGACGACGUUGAUACUGAGAGAUUUCGCGUUGAAGACCACUGGGAUUCAGUCAAUUGGAUUGAUCGCAGCCCCCUUCAGGCCACCUGUAGGCUCCGCUUCCAGCAGAGCCCUGUGGAGGUUCACGCUAGAUUCCUAGCAGCGGGACACGAUUCCGGGCGGGAAUCCUAUUUUGUUAAUCGCCGUACAUGGCUCAGAGUUACUGAUCUCAUUGUUGGAUUACUCAGAGUGUCCGAUCCACGUAUCGCUACACUACUACAGGAUAGGAAUGUUCAGGGCAGGGGGGUAGGGCGCACUGAGGUACAAGUGCUGUCACCGAUAACUGGGAGGGUCAUCGGUGCCAAGGAAAUUCGAGUAGGCAAUGAUCGAGUGUCUAUAUCCCGUUUAUCCGUUAAAGUCGUCUCUGGAUUACAACUGAGCAUUAGCCCGGAUUCGGCUAUUGAAAAUGGAUACGUUGCGGAAACUUCUGUCACUAGGAGACUAACAGCACAGUAUCAAGAAGGACUUUUAGACAUUGACAUAGAGUUUUCCGAUGGCACGAAAACACCACUCCGUGAGAUAUCAGUCUCCGAUUACCACCUUGUUGUCGAGAGUCUCGAUCCCGAAGUUGUUGCAUUUGCUCCAAUGGUCGCGUCCCAUCAUCCCCGUGUCAUAGCAGUUGGGGAAGGACGGGGCGACUUGCUGCGUGUCACUCUGCAGUUGUCGGAUGCCUGCAGAAUGUCACAGACAGGUAACCGAAGAUCCAAAAGCGCAUCAAGGACAAACGGAGCCUCUCCGAAUCUAGCAACUGCCACCGCAAAUGUUGAAGUGGAUUUUGCAUCGAGUGACCUUCCCCAUCGACCGGAAUUCGUUCAAAACGAUGGUGGGGGUGCAAUUCAAGGCUCAUCCCAUCAUCAUAGAGAGAGAAAAACAGGACGCGAGGUCGCGCCAGAUUUGCAUGACAUUUUGAUUGGUGGAGUGGGUGGAGUUGGAAUACACCAACACUCUGAAAAGCCAGUGACACCGCUGGAAAUCGGAAUGUACGUACUCUUAGCGGCAUUCUGUUUCGCAAUAGUUGUAUUCGUGAUAUCCUGUGUGGUGUAUGCGAAUAAAUUCAAGCCCCAGCCAUCGGAUUCGCCGAUGCAGAGUCAUCCAGUAUUAGGUGCAGUGAGAGCGAGAGCAGUAGCAGCAAGCCAACAGUUAUCAUCGGGUCGUAGACCCCGAGAAUCCACCACCAAUGCACAUGACUGGGUAUGGCUGGGCAGAGCUACAUUGGAACGUGCUGCCUGUGCACCUCAACAGGUACGCGUUACGAAUAACCCACUGGCUGGUGAAAAUGAGGAUGAGACUGCUAUUGAACUGGGCACUAGUUUUGAUAAUCCAAAUCAUAUAGAAUUGCCAACGUCCACUCGUCCUCCUUCCUCGGUUCCGAUUGAUACUACAACGUAUUGCAAAAGAGAUAAACCAAGAAGCUUCUCAGGGAAUAAAGUUGGAAAAAACCAAGGAGAAAAAGCUGGUGAAGUUAUCCCUGCGUCGCCACGAAAUGGGAAUGAUAGUAUGAAAGAUACUCCCCCUCCUCUUCCACCACACGGAGUGCAAUCGUCAGCCCCAGAUAACCCCAACAACAACGAGGAUUACAAGCCGCCAGUGCCACCGCACCGAAACACAGGAGUUAAUGUACGUCUGUCAGAGACACCAAAGAAACAUCCCCACAGAGUAUCAGGUAGUCAUCAUCAAGGUAAUCAUCGUCACGUCAAGCACCACCAUCACCAUCACCACCAUGGUAAGAAUCACAGUAAAAGUAAUAAAACGGAUGAAGUGCCGAGUGAAGUUGACAACGACGAGGAAUUCGUUGAAUUGAGAAAUAAUGAAGAGAAGCCAAACAAAGAGGCAACAAAGUCAGCGAGAGAAGUCAAGAGAGCGACAAUAGUGGGUAAUCCAAUGUUCUCAUCAUCGAGUUCGUCAUCAUCCCAGGAGCCCGAGGAACCAGUACCCCUUGAGGAUCUUAACUUGGGAAUGGAUUAUAAUCAGAUUAUGCAGUAUUUCGAUAAUCUGAAGGAAUCAAAUGCCUAGGUAUUGGCCUCUCUCUACGAUUUAGUGGAUUCAGAAAGACCCAUAUGAUCACGAAUACGUGGAGAGGGUAUCGAGUAUAAUGUUCUUCCUUGAUCUUCCUUCCCAAAUAAUUAACGAUGAAUUUAAUUGGGAAUUAAACAUCACGGGACUUUCUUCAUUUAUGAAGAAGGAUAUGGCAUACAUAUCCCACAUGUCGUCAUAUAGCAAACAUAUAUGUACGAUUAAACAUAUUCUAGUCAGCUUCCUAGCAGCACUUAAAUUUAUGCGUAUGUUAACAGCUUUAACCCUUUACUGGUAUGUUAAUAAUAAAUUCCCUCCAUUUUAUACAAAAUGACAAGGGGGUAAAUGUUGUUUUCCGUUUCCCACAAAAUCUCUGAAAACGCUCGGAUCUUGAAAAAUGGCGAUGAAUUAUUAGAAUAUAAAUGGCAAAGAUGAAAUUUUCUACGCUCAAAUAAUUGCAUAAUUCGUAAUUGAUAAAAAAACAAUAAGAAAAUUAAAAUGAUACCAGCGGAGGGUUAAAGAGACUCGGUGGCUUGUAAUUAGUCUGCGAUUCACAGUGCAUUUGUCGAUAGAUCUCAAAGUUCUUCCGUUAAAUCUCAGUGCAUAACGACGAUUAAUUAGUCAAUGUUGAUUAGUUUAAAAAAAACGACUGAUUAACUCUGUGUAUUCCUCGAGUCAUAUCACCUCCUGAAUUCUCUCAUAUCUAUCAUUAACCUCCCUCUCCUUCCUCUCAUCAACGGCUGCAUAAAAAAGAAACUGAUGCACAAAAAGAAAUAUAAUACACAUUUAUUUUUCAAUUAGCGAAAAAAAAUGUCUGACGGACACCGAGUUACGUUUCAUAAAAAAAUGAUGAGAAAAACAAAAUGAACAUAAAAAGAAUGAAGUAUUUAUUCAAUUGACCAGCGCGUCGUAAACAUUUGUAAAUUUUACUUUGUAAGAUUUUGUACAUAUAUUAUAGUUACGCGAAUAGUACAAGAACUACGAACGAAUACCCGGUGUAUUUAGUAACUUGUAAAUGUUUAUUCACCGAUAAAGUUUAAUAAAUUGUUCGUCAAUUCGAAUGAUAUUCAUUGAAACUAUUUAUUAUCAUUUUAAUGAUAAAUUUGAUUGGUCAAUCUCACUCAAGGGUAUUUCUAAUCACCUUAAAAAAAAUCAAAUCGGUGUAGACAUUUAUCGACAGAGCCACAAAAAUAUCCAUAAUGAAAUAUAAAACAUUCGACGCGCAAUGAAAAUUAUGAAAAAUCAUUUAAAAAGGAUGACAAAAUCAUGAGAAUGUGGAAUAUCAUUGAAGGAAAAAAAGAAUUUGCGCGUCAAAUUGCCGCUUCCUCGCUCCCGGAACUCUGUAUUAAAUGUUCCAAACGAUCUCGACUGAGAACAUAAACAAUAUUUAUUUGAAAAAAAAAUCCUCGUAUAAAAGAGCUUGGCUAUGUUAUAAAUGUUCUAAAAAUAAUGAAAAAAAACCUACAGGAAUAAGGAAAAAUUGUAUAUCGCAUUUAAAGGCUGCCGGUGGCAAGAAAAAAGGUAGCCACUAUAUCACACAUUAUUGAUAAGUCAAUGUGAGUCACGAUUAAUAGGAUUAUUAUCGAUUCCAUCUCUACUUAUUACUGGACAAUUUAUCGCAGAAUAACUCAUUAUUUCCGCAUCAUAUUAAACGAAAUAAAAUAAUUACAGAUGAAGUAAAAAAACAAAGUGUGUUGAAUUGUACCAUGACAAAUCUGUAAAAAGUAGAGGUGGCAUCGAAUUAUCAAAUCCAAUCAAAUGCAGAGUGCGCGAGAGAUUCCCUAGGCUUCGAUGGUCUAUAUUUCUAAGUACUCAUUAUUGCGGAAUAAGAUUAAAUGUGUAGUUUGCGCCGUGUAGACUAUUCAUAGAGGAAUGAGGAUUGUUGAAAAAUGUACGUAAUAGCGCAUUUGAAUAUCUGGCAUACAAGUAUCAUCAUCAGUUUUUCUAUGAAUUCAGAGUAGAGAGGCAAUCCACUCCUUCUGCCAACACAUUCUAGUCCAUAAUUUAACGUUAGAUUUAAUGAAUAAACAGAAAAACAAUUAUGAGAUAUGCGUUUAGUUGAGAAUAAAAAAGAUAAUGGGACGAUCGAAAGCAAUUUCAAUAUUUGUUGAUUUUUUUUCCAUGCAAACAAUAGCUUGAGCAUCUGUGUAGGUAAUUUCUUAGGGAAAAUAUCUACGCCAUCCCCAUUCUACAUAUAACUAAUGCUUAGGGAUAUUCAUAAUUGUCCUACCUCGUUGUAGUAUAAAUCAUUCUCAUGCUCAUUCGAAAAUAAACGUUUCGUUACAAGUGUGGAGAUGAAUAGCAACCUUCCUCAUGAAAUGAACAUAUUCAAUGCACUAAUCGUUAAUCCAAUAUAGAAUGACAAUUUAUCAUUGAUUGGUAAAUUUUAUUGACCACAAUUGCCUCCGUAUUUUCUAUCCCAUUUCCUCUGAACAUUCCUGGGAAUGAGCGCGUCCCUAUGGUAUUUUCAGUAAUCGAUUUGAUGAUAAUUAUCGAUGACACGUAUUGGGAGAAUGAAGUAGCUUGGCAUCAAGAUGUGUGAGGAUAUUCAUCACGAGUGUUUCUCAUUUACAUCAGUGAAACUACAUUUUUUCGUUUUUGUGACCAGAAGGUGUGGGAAUAAAGUAUUAUUUGGUGAGCAAGUGGUAGAAUUACAAUUCAAUGUUUUUUGUCCUUUUGUGAGAAUUGAGACGCACAUCUGAGAGGGGAAAAACUUACGUGGCUGUGUGGAUAAUUUGAAUUUUAAUAUUUCGUUGAUAUUUAAAUUAUUUUUAUAAAGAGUGAUUUUUCCCACAUUUUUAUGCAGAAAAUUUCAUCGGCUAAAUAAUUCGGAAGCCUAUCACUUCUCCACGCAAUUAUUGUAUUAAAAAGGACAUUGAGUCAAUCCUAUCCGUGUGUUUGAGUAGAUUGAGUGCCGCUUAAAUUAAUGAUUGACCAGAGGCAUGGAAGAAAAAUAAUUCUCACGCCGGACUUAACAAACUUGAGGAUAACCAGUAAACAGUAAUCAAUCAUUCCCCAAAAGUAUCGGAAACUCAUGUUUUCAUGAAUAAAAUUGUAUAAAUAUCAAUCAAGAAGCGCAAAGUACUGACUACAUGUUGAAUCGUCGCGGUGACAAUUACAAUUUUCUUUUUUUUUUUUUUGAAGGAAGAAACAAUAAUAUAAUGACGAUGCGUUAACCGUCGCUGCUCCAUUUAUUAUGCUCUGUAAACGCUGCUAAAUAAUAAGAUAAACGACUGUCGCCUAUUGAAUGUACAAUAUGUAGUAUUUACCUGUUGUUACCACCAAACCGUCAGCAAAGAAUAAAAAACAAAAUAUUGUAAUUGUA
This is a messenger RNA of Diachasmimorpha longicaudata, 8501 nucleotides long. It is a transcript of the gene dtn, whose product is annotated as detonator. Bases 1160 to 5176 code for a protein of 1338 amino acids. The transcript is spliced from 11 exons. The record is from RefSeq and is a predicted model, not a curated record. NCBI's taxonomy places the organism in Eukaryota, Metazoa, Arthropoda, Insecta, Hymenoptera, Braconidae.